Messenger RNA from Arachis ipaensis, 1384 nucleotides. Lineage: Eukaryota; Viridiplantae; Streptophyta; Magnoliopsida; Fabales; Fabaceae. The record is from RefSeq and is a predicted model, not a curated record.
UCUGAGCCAAAAAGCCAAAUUUUAUUCCAACGCGCCUUUUGGUUUCAAUUUUUAUCUCCUUUUUCAAAACUGCUCUGCCUCCUUAUGGUUUACAGAGAGCCUUCACUCACCCACACUGCUCUCCUACCUGUGACCACCAUCAAUCUUCCGGGUCGCACUCCAGCCAACCUCCGCCCUUGCAACUCAGGCGACCUCUACCCUCUCUCGUUCUUCACGCUCACAGAUUACAGAGCCCUAACUCGCUCACCUGCUCUGCCUUGUGGCCGCCGCGGCGCUACUGAUCUUCCGGGUCGCACUCCAGCCAACCUCCGACCUCGCAACUCAGGCGACCACCACCCUCGUGGUUCGCGUUCACAGGUAAUAGCUCUCACCCGCUCACACUGCUCUGCCUCGUGCAUGUGGCCGCCUCCUCCGGUCUCGGACCUCGCACCGCCACCAGCCUCUAAUCCUUGCCCCUUUGCGUCUUUGUGCGAUCUCUGUCAAGUCCCAAUUUUUUUCAAUCGGCGCUCAAUCCUCACCAUGAAUAGUACGAGAGCCUUGAGCAAAUUGGUAACAGAGCAGAACGCCUUAGGGUUAAAUCAGAUAUAUAUUUAUAUUCAAGUAUUGAUAUUGAGGUGGAAAUAUGGAUUUCCUCUGAUUAAUUUGGCUGCUAGCAUUCUUCUUGCUAUAUUAUUUUCUGUUUUAUACAUGGAUUUUUAUAGAAGUUAUUGUCUGGGUCCUAUUAAGCAAUUAUUUCAUGUAAUAGCCUUAACUUGCGAGAACUGUAUGGUGAAGUCUAGAUACUUGUAUGCUUUUUUAUCUUAAUUUAGUUUUCAAUAUAUAUUGAAGAAAGCUCAGCUUUUUUCCCCUCAUGCUAUGGUUGUUGAUUCAAUACAAACUCUUGAUCCUAUUAACACUGUUAAUAGUUUUCCUUCAACUCUAUUAACACUUUUCUUUUUCUAUCAUUUGCCAAUGUCUUUGAAUUUAAUAUUUUGUUUUGAUUUAUGUAUUCUCUAGUGGUUAGAGCAAAAGGUUAAGUUGAAUGAUGCUGAGCACAAGUUAAAAGAUCAAGGACGUCAACUAAAGGUUCAACAGAAAAGAAUUGGUUAUACUAAAAAGACAAUUCAUGCUUUGUAUAAAAAGUUGAAUCUCCCGCUUCCUUCAACCUUGUCUGAUCCUGCAGAAGAUGAGCUUGGGACAGGCUCUAAUGAUGAUGAGGAUGAUAACAUAAGUGAUUGAUGUCAGGAGUAUAUGUUUUUUCUGAUUUAGAUUAAGGAAUUUUUAGGUGAAUUAGUUAGUACAUUUUAUUAUAUUCAUGAUAUUUGACCUUUUUAAAGGCUUUCUUUGUUUUAGUUUAAGUAUUUUUUUUUAUUUUAAUUUGAUUACAUUUAUGGACAAAAGUAUU